CCGAGCGGCCGGGGCUGCGGAGCGGCUCGGCUCGCAGGUCCCUGCGGCCACCGCCCGCCCGCUUCCUCCGCCCGCGGCCAGCCCGUCAGUCUCCGCGCGGCGCGCUCCUCCGUCUGGGCCAUGGAUGGUGUUGUUACAGAUCUUAUAGCAGUCGGUUUAAAGCGGGGAUCUGAUGAGCUUCUUUCUUCUGGUGUCGUUAACGGACCGUCUACCAUGAACAAUUCUACUGCAGGUGUGUAUGCUAAUGGGAAUGACAACAAGAAAUUUAAAGGAGAUAGACCACCCUGUUCGCCUUCUCGUGUUCUCCAUCUUCGCAAAAUUCCAUGUGAUGUCACCGAAGCAGAGGUCAUAUCAUUAGGUCUACCAUUUGGCAAAGUAACUAAUCUUUUGAUGUUGAAAGGAAAAAGCCAGGCCUUUUUAGAAAUGGCUUCUGAAGAAGCUGCUGUUACUAUGAUAAAUUAUUACACUCCUGUUACUCCUCAUCUUCGAAGUCAGCCUGUUUAUAUCCAGUAUUCCAAUCACCGAGAACUUAAGACUGACAAUCUGCCUAAUCAGGCUAGAGCCCAAGCUGCACUGCAGGCUGUCAGUGCAGUCCAGUCAGGAAACCUCUCCCUUCCAGGAGCUACUUCUAAUGAAGGCGCAGUGCUACCUGGGCAGAGCCCUGUACUCCGCAUAAUUAUUGAGAACCUGUUUUACCCUGUCACCCUGGAAGUUCUUCAUCAGAUAUUUUCUAAAUUUGGCACAGUCUUGAAGAUUAUCACCUUUACAAAGAACAAUCAGUUUCAAGCCUUGCUUCAGUAUGCUGACCCACUGAAUGCACAUUAUGCCAAAAUGGCUCUGGAUGGCCAGAAUAUCUAUAAUGCAUGCUGCACUCUGCGUAUUGACUUCUCCAAGCUCACCAGCCUUAAUGUGAAAUAUAAUAAUGACAAAAGCAGAGAUUUCACUCGCUUAGACCUUCCUACUGGUGAUGGUCAGCCAUCUCUUGAACCUCCUAUGGCUGCUGCCUUUGGUGCGCCAGGUAUAAUCUCCUCUCCAUAUGCAGGGGCUGCUGGAUUUGCCCCAGCCAUUGGAUUUCCUCAAGCUGCAGGUCUGUCUGUCCCAGCUGUUCCUGGAGCCCUUGGUCCUCUCACACUCACCUCCUCUGCUGUCGGCGGAAGGAUGACCAUUCCUGGGGCAAGUGGCAUACCAGGGAAUUCUGUUCUGCUUGUCACCAACCUCAACCCUGAUUUUAUCACACCACAUGGGCUUUUCAUCCUAUUUGGAGUGUAUGGUGAUGUACAUCGAGUGAAGAUUAUGUUUAACAAGAAAGAAAAUGCCUUGGUGCAGAUGGCCGAUGCGAGUCAAGCUCAGCUAGCAAUGAACCAUCUGAAUGGUCACAGACUUUAUGGAAAAGUACUUCGUGCUACACUGUCUAAACACCAAGCUGUUCAGCUCCCUAGAGAGGGACAAGAAGACCAAGGUUUGACUAAGGACUUCAGCAAUAGUCCCUUGCAUCGCUUUAAAAAGCCAGGCUCAAAGAACUUCCAGAAUAUCUUCCCACCGUCAGCCACUCUACAUCUUUCCAACAUUCCCCCUUCUGUUACAAUGGAUGAUCUGAAGAAGCUGUUCACAGAAGCUGGGUGUUCAGUGAAGGCUUUUAAGUUCUUUCAGAAAGAUCGUAAGAUGGCACUCAUUCAGUUGGGAUCUGUGGAAGAAGCGAUCCAGGCCCUAAUCGAGCUUCACAAUCACGACCUUGGAGAAAAUCAUCACCUCAGAGUUUCCUUUUCAAAAUCCACCAUCUGAUCUUUCUGUGAACUUUUCUCCGUAAACUGGACCAUAAUUUCUGUAAAAAUCUUCAGGCACAGACUAAAGCAGCUCAAGACCAAUUCUGCCUCUUUCACAAAAGUAACUCUUUGGGAGUUUGAUUGGUAUUCAAGUACAUUCAAAGCAAAAGAUACUCCUUUUUUUCCCCCCUCUCCUUUUCCCCACUAGUGUAUGAUCAAAGAUUUGCAUUUUCUUUGUACUACCAUUUCUAUGAAAAUGACUUUCAGGAAAAAAAAAAUCAGGAAAAUAUUUUUUAAGUAAUUUAAUUCCCUGAAUUAGAUUUCAAAAGGACAGACUUCUUUAAGUUUGGGUCCAGAUCAGCCUUACAUGACAUUUCUAAACGCCUUUGUACUUUGGGAAAUUUAAACAUACAGACUUUUACAGUUUCUUGAUGUAAUUUAAAUCAUCUGCAACCAAGUUUUUAACGUUAUGAUUCAGAAGUUUUCCCUGUAGAAAACGAUGUUCACUUAUAAAUUACAUCAGGUAUUUGUAUCUAUUGAUAGUUAUUACACAUAGACACAUGGAGUUAUAUUGGAAACAGGAUUAUAAACACGCAUGCUUUUUUUUUCCCCAAUGAUUUCUCUUUUCCCCACUGUAUGACACUCCUUUGAAUAAUGCAUAUCUUCUCUUGACUAUUUGGAAAAGCAAAGUGUUGCAAUUGUCCCCAGGGAAAUAGAAGUGGAAUUCAUCCUAGAUCUAUUACAAUAUCAGAAUAAUUAGUCAUGUUAGAAAAAAAAAUCAUGCAUUGAAUUUCAAAAUGACAUUUGUCAAGUAAUGUAAUGUGAUCUUGGAAAAUUUUAAAAGAAAUAAUCCUACUUUUUAUAAUUGUUUUCAGAAAAAAAAGUUUACAGUCUUAAGGAAAAAUAUUCAGGUCUAUCAUAUGGUUUGACAGAUUUUUUAAAAGUUAUUUUUGGUAAGGUCUUCUUUUAGAAAAAUAAAUCUCAAGGGUUUUUUGUACCACUAUCUCUAAUACUCAGUAUCUCUAAUACUCAGAAUUACUGUGUAUUUACUUAAUUUCUUAUUAUGUGCCUUAUUAUGUGCUUAAGAUAUAAUAGAUUAGAAGAAAGAUAAAUUGUGGGCUUGGUGAGCAUUCUGUUAUUUCUUUCCCUGUGUUGGAUUUUAAGGGUUUUGGUUGUUUUGUUUUUUUCUUUUUCAUUGCAGUUUUAAAUGAUUUUCAAUAAGUAAUAGUUUCUAUUCAGAUUUUUGGUGCUUUGGCGUAGUGAUGGCUAGAGAAGAGUGAGUGGUUUGGGAAUGACUCCGUGUGCACCCGUAGGCCUCUCUGUCGUGGCUGCUGGUUGCUGCCAGCCGUCCAGUCAAAUCCCACUGUAGACUGAAGCCUCAGUUUUGUAUCUGUCUAACCUUUACUGCCUGAUACGAUUUGUCUCAGGAUUACUUGAUUCUUUCUCGGCACUCAAGUGAGAACUUGAUUUUCUUUGUUAACGAACUUCAUUACUGAAUGCCCACAUAUUUGGAGUAUGAGAAAGUGGGUUAUUUUUUAUACUCUGACCCUCUUACUUUUUUGGUUGAAUGUAAAAGUACAUGUUACUGUUGCUUCAGUGAUUGUAUCUUGUAAAAUUGCUUCUUUUUAAUAUGAAACUGCAUUUGUUAAUUAUUCCUUCAAUGCUUGAUCAGUUUUUGAAAUACAGAAUUUGUCAGAGGGAUCAAUUUUGUCUGCCCCUUUUCACUUUUAAUAUUCUCAGAGUGGAUCAUCUCAUCUUUUAUUUCAGUUUUUACUUUCAGCUGUUAAUUUGAACAUUUUUUUAAGAAAGAAAGAAAAUUUUAUAGAAACAUGGAAGCUGAAAGAGAUAAUUACAGGUUGUUUAAUCAAAUCAGAAUUCCAUCAGCGCGAAGCAGCUGUGGGUAGAGUGCAGGGAGACUCGAGGUUGGCGGGGAGAGCCGAGAGGGCACACCCUUAGUGUUGGCUGAGUGGACAGCUGUGGGAAUUCUCCUGUGAGUUGCCCAGUAUUUAAGGUGUAUUUUCACCGGAAUAAGGGAGGAGAAAAAUUGAGAUGAUCUUCCCAAAUUUGCUUCUUUUUUUCUUUUCACACAGACACUAUAUUAGUUUUCAGUGGUGUUUUAAAUUGGAUUGCUUCUCUUCUUUUGAGCUGGGAACUACUAUGUAAUUAUUAAUUCACGGCACUCAGAACAUCCAGCAGAAGUGUAGCAGAAGUUAAUGGUAGCAGAAGGGAAAUAUAAUGGUGUUGAAUGUAAUUCUGAAGUAGGGAUGGCCUUUAAAUCUAAGAGAGAACAUUGAAAUCCUUUUCAGGGAUUUAUGUAGAUAUGUGUGUGCGUGUGUGUAUAAAUAAGUGUAUAUACAUACACAUACUCUUUUAAUGUUAUAUAUACAUAUGCACAUUACGUACAUUUUAAUUUAUUGACAAAAUUAACAAAGAUUUGGGAACGUAGGAUAUACUUGCUUUAAAAGAACAUGUUUGAAGCCAUCAGACUGUGUCUAAAAUUAGCAUAUGGAUGCUGUCCGUAUGAGCUCUUUACUGUUUAGAUUACAGAGGUCUACAGUGUUUUUGUUGGCAUAAUUUUUUAAGUAUCAGGGUGGUGGAAAAAUGGAAUCUGUGUAUUUUUAUUUCGGCAUGCACUUAUUUGGUAUCUUUUAAGCAAUGGUUUAUUUUUGCUGUUGAUCUGUGAUAUUGCCUUGCUGAGUUAAUUUUACUUUAUUUUGAGGAGUGUUAUCAUACCACUUUUCAAGGUAUCCUUACUUUUACAAAGAUGUAUGUUCAGGACUUAAAAUAGCAGUACACAUUUAAUAUAGCGCUAUAUAGCAAGAUGUUUUACUUUGGGAUUUAGAUAAUUCACAUACUGGUAAAAUGUGUUUUGUGACAGAUGAGAAUAGACAAAUCAUACAGUCUUUUUAUUGACAAUUUGCUAGAGGUUCAGGAUUAUGUGGUAUCCCCACAGAAUGUCAUGAUAUCUUUGGGACUAAAUAUUAGAAGCAGCUCUUUGUAGCAGUGUUUGAACUGAUUGUUUUAGAGUCACAGUUUCUGUAUUUUUAAUUCCUUCUUUGUCUUUACCUGCUGUGGUGAUUAAGGGUCCUGUUGCAGUUUAGGAAUUAGCCCUUAAGAGCCACCAAAAUAAAUGCUCUGCCUGAUGUAGCAAGGCUAGCAUGAGACUUGUUCUGCAGUCUAAGAUCACAACCAUCAGCCUCCUUCGGUACUACAUUUAUUUCAGUAUAUUAUCAUGCAGUUUUUUUUUUUUGUCUAGUCCCAUUAAAUAUUUUUCAACAAAAAAUGGCAAACUCAGAAAUAAUGAUUUUUUUUUGUGCCUCAGUGAAUCCACUUGUAAACUUCAAGCUUAUCUCUUAGAGAACCCAGUGUGUACUGCUAUUUUUACAACCAAAAAGCAUGACUAUGAUUGGAGCAUUUUUCUCAACCUUUUCUUUGUCUUAAUCUAUUGUCAAUGCGAAUAAAACUGCCAGACUUAAACUAUUUCACUGUUGUGCUAAAACAAAUACAAUUUAGAUUGUACAUAAUUUUACAGUGUAACUCAGCUAUCUUUUUAAGAAUUGUAUUAGGUAUAAGACUGCUUGCAGUCUUUUUUCAGAGCAAAUCCUAACAGGUACUUGUGAAUUAAAAAAGAAAAUCGCAGAAAUGUUAACGGGGGGGAGGGGGGGUCGUUGCUUAAUGGGAGAAAAGCAAAACAGGACCAAAGUUUAUGUGCCUUCUUCAGUAGUCUUAAUUGAUCUUUUCUUCCUAUUUGAGACUAAGGUAGCAUUGGUUAUAUAGUGUAAGAGAUUGUUGUCCCACAGACUAGACAUAUAAGCAAAUAGUUAUAACUGAAUAAACAAAAUCUCAGUUGCACUUUGCCUUCAGCACAUAAUGCAGAGCAUUGUACCUGUUCAAGAACAGAACUGCUCUCAGGCUUUAUGGUAGUCACCUUAGCUUUUACAGCCUGAGGCACAUGUUCCAGAGACCAGAGACUUUGGUGAUGAUAGCAGUCAGGACUGAAAGCUGCUUAUGGCAAACUUCACCUAACACUGUCAACAGAAUUAUGUUGUUAUGUUCUUUGUAGUAGUUGUAAGAACAGGUAUUUUAAGUAGUUUUUUUUUUUUAAUUUUGCUGUCAUUAAGACUAUCAUACUCUAGUCUGUUUUAUGUGUUUUGUUUUGUUUUAUUUUUUUCUUACCACUCAUUGUUACCCAGAUCUUUAAAAACACAUCCCAUCUCCAGGAAGUACUAAUUACAAAGAUUGCUGACCACACCAAGUUUUACAUUGAAAUUUCACCUCAUUGCUCUGACCAAAGACUGCGUGUUCUAUGAAGCGUUUUCCCAGAGCUCUUUUCUGAAAGAUCCCAUGCAGAGCGGCCUUUUGACUUUUUCUUUUCUAUUGGUGAGUAGACUGCUUAGAGAAAAACGGGAGUUUUACCGUGAACAGAGUGAGACAACAAAGGUGGAUGGUCGUUUUCAGUACUGUAUUUGAGGGGGGGAAUAGCACAGCUAGAGUCUCUAACAUUGUCUAGUGUUUUACGUGGUCUGUUCAUAAAAUUCCCUUUUUCUGUUUUUAAGAAUGUUCAUCUAACUGAAGAAAAUGCUGUAAAUAUUUGUAACAACAUUUUUUUAAACCAGGCCAAAAAGAAAAAAAAAAAAAGGUUUUCGGGAACAAGUUAACAUAUAAAGUGGUUUUAUAUAAAACAGCAAUUGUCUUGUAUAUUUUGAUAAACAGCAGUACCAGAUUUCAUUUGUAAUACAGUUUGUGGUAUUGGAAGAAAAGGAUUCUGUGAUUGUCUAAGUGAAUUAUGUUAUAAAUGCAAAGAGGAGAAAAUAUUAAAAACCAUAUUUUCUAACUGUGUAGUGCAUGGUUAAUUCAAGCCUCUGUACACUACAAUAUUAACCCCGUCUCCCUUCGGGUUGUAUAUUUGAUAACUGUUACUUGGAAUCUCAGUCUCUUUUCCUAACAAGUAUAGCACUGUAGCAUGCCUUUUAAUAAAUGCAAUGGCAUCUGUACUCUCUUAA
Meriones unguiculatus (Mongolian gerbil) is the source of this 6766-nucleotide messenger RNA. RefSeq names its product polypyrimidine tract binding protein 3 (gene Ptbp3). Gene Ontology annotation, biological process: regulation of RNA splicing; mRNA processing. Bases 121 to 1782 code for a protein of 553 amino acids. Gene Ontology annotation, molecular function: mRNA binding. The transcript has 15 exons. Gene Ontology annotation, cellular component: nucleus. The record is from RefSeq and is a predicted model, not a curated record. NCBI's taxonomy places the organism in Eukaryota, Metazoa, Chordata, Mammalia, Rodentia, Muridae.